AGUCAUGUUCCCUUCAGGUCUGUUUGGAAGUAGGCCUACUUUGGACAGUUAAACGCUCGUUUUUGCACGUUUAACGUCGAAAAACGUGCUGUAGUCGCGUGUUAUGGCACUGCUGGAUUUCCAUAAACCCGGAGCUCAUUGACAGCUAAGACGGAAACUUUAGUUUAUCUGAAUGUGUAUUGGAGAGUGUGACCGAGUAUGUAAUUGGUACGAGAAUUAUCCCAACAAGGGCUCGUGUAACAACAUCCAUCCAUCAGCCCGGGGGAGAUCCUCGCAGAGGCAGCGGAGCAGCACAGCCUCUGUUAUUAGCCUCGCUGUCCCAGCGAGCUGCGGUGUGAGGGAGCAGGCUUUACAGAGGGUCCUCGGUCCUCACAGUGUCCAGCUCGGCUGAGAUAGUAGCAGUUGACCAUUAGACACCCGGCUCUCUUUAUUUCACAUGGGCGAAGACAAAGAGGGGUUCAGCGGACAGACUCGGCACGGAGGAAACAAAGAACCGGGAGAGACCGGAGCCGGAGAGCCUCUGGACCCGGGCAGAGAGGGGAGGUAUGCGGAGCUGUUCAGCCAGCUGGACCUCAAUAAAGACGGCAGAGUGGACAUCAGUGAGCUGAAGACUGGACUGGCUGCUCGGGGGUUACAGCGGGGGGAGGCGGAGGAGAUAGUCCUGGAGAGCGACAUCAACCGCGAUGGUUUACUGGACUUCCACGAGUUCUCCCAGUACCUGUGGGUUCACGAGAUGAGGCUGUGGCUCCUCUUCAACAGCCUGGACCGCAACAAGGAUGGUCGAAUCGAUGUGGGGGAGAUCCAGCACUCACUGCACAGGCUGGGUGUGGAGGUCAGCAUGGAGCAGGCCUCCAGGAUACUGCAGAGUAUGGACAGGGACGGCACCAUGACUAUUAACUGGAAUGAAUGGCGAGAUCACUUCCUGUUCAACCCUUUCCACAACAUGGAGGAGAUUGUCCACUACUGGAAACACUCCCAUAUGUAUGACAUCGGGGAACAUCUGACAGUACCGGAUGAGUUCUCGGAGAAGGAGCGGCGGUCCGGUCUGGUGUGGAGGCAGUUGGUUGCCGGGGCGAUGGCGGGGGCGGUGUCCCGGACAGGAACCGCUCCUCUGGACCGCCUGAAGGUCUACCUGCAGGUGCACGGCUCUACGUCUCGAGGGGUUAACCUGUGGUCCGGCCUGAGGGGGAUGGUCCGAGAGGGGGGGGUCUCCUCACUGUGGAGGGGAAACGGCAUCAAUGUCCUCAAGAUCGCCCCGGAAUCUGCCAUUAAGUUCAUGGCCUAUGAACAGAUCAAGUGGAUGAUUCGAGGAAGGAAAGAGGGGGGGGGUUUGAGGGUUCAUGAGAGGUUCAUUGCUGGCUCUCUGGCAGGAGCCACCGCCCAGACCAUCAUCUACCCGCUGGAGGUUCUGAAGACCCGUCUGACUUUGAGGAAGACGGGACAGUACUCGGGGAUGGCUGACUGUGCCAGACAGAUCCUGACGAGGGAGGGGGUCCGGGCGUUCUACAGGGGCUACCUGCCAAACACACUGGGCAUCAUCCCCUACGCUGGCAUCGACCUGGCAGUGUAUGAGACUCUGAAGAACGCCUGGCUACAGAGGAACGCUGCAGACUCAACAGAUCCAGGAGUGUUGGUUCUGCUGGGCUGUGGAACCAUCUCCAGCACCUGCGGCCAGCUGGCCUCCUACCCCCUGGCUCUGAUCCGCACACGCAUGCAGGCCCAGGCCGCACAUGAGGGCAAACCCAAGCUGACCAUGGUGGGCCAGUUUAAACACAUCAUAUCCCAUGAAGGAGUACCAGGACUGUAUCGAGGACUCACCCCCAACUUCCUCAAAGUCAUUCCAGCUGUCAGCAUCUCCUACGUGGUGUACGAGCACAUGAAGAAAGUUCUCGGGGUGGCUUACUAGACGGAGAAAAAUAAUAGACAUUUUGAUAAAUUGUUGUUCCAAAGACACUAAGUAAUACGGUACAGGAGCUAGUUUUACUGAUAUCGGGUCCCUUAUAUGUUAUAUACUAUUAUUAUUAAGGUACUUGGACUAAGCCAGUAGCCGGCGAUGCUAAGUCUCUUAAAGUAAUUCUAAAAGUAUUUUAUUACUAAAACAGUUCAUCUCUGUAAAGUUAGAGACAGUAAGGAGAGCUCCUAAGAUUGUACACACAAAUCACACACAGCAGGACAGGCUCCCCCAGCAGGUUCUUUAAUACACUGAAGAAGAAACUCUUGUAUUUCCUCUUUGGAGAACUUGCCAUGGUGAGAUAAAUACUUCCUGAGUUUGGCUUCAGGUGUUCUGCUCAACAGGAGUGAAGCCUGAACUGUAAAAAAACAGAAAUUACAUUUAUAUCCAUAAAGUGCUUAAACAAAGUCAUGGAAAAACAUACUGAGUGGACUUUUGACACUGUUGUUUGGUCUGACAGUGCUGCUGUCUAACCCUCAGCCUCUCAGCGCACAAUGUGGCAACACAAGGAAUGUGAAACUGUACCUGCAGUCUUUUGAGGUUGAAGAGAGCAUAUAUGAAUGACUGUCCAAAGGCUCACAGGCUCAGGUGUAGGGUGUUUUACCCGAGUAAGUUAGCAGACUCUAGUUUCAUACUGGUAGUACAGUGUUUCCAGGUUACAAGACUGAAGACUGGCUAAUAAUGACAAUAAUGUUCUUUAUGGGCUGUCUCUCUCUCAGCCGUCUGAGCUACUGACAUCAUGAACCUCACAGUUAAGGUAAGGUUAAGUUUCUGUUCACCCCUGAGCUCCAUCAGCCUCCAGACAGGCUAAUAGAGUGGUGCAGGAAUGAGUCUUUAAACACGGAAAUGAGAAAGCAUUUUCCUACUUCCAGUUCCCUCAUCUCGAAUUUAACGUUUUUUUCUUUUUACUUGUUUUUGGUUAAAAGCCUGAAAUAAGGUCUGUGGUUAGCACAAGAAGAGAUGUUUGUUCUAUGACAUAAAAUACGCCAGUAAAUACCCCACUGGUGCAAAUCUGAAGAGUCAUGUGUCAUGAACACAGCUGCUGCUAACAAGUGAACAUGGGACUGCUGAUUGUCAUCAUGCUGAACAUUAGCCGCCUCUAGCUUAGCGGUGAUGACGUGAAGUCAUGUGACCAUGCUGUGUUUUUUUUAUAGCCUUAAGUUAGCUUUUUAAUUGUGGCGAUUGCAUUUCAACAGUUUCACUGUUACCCCUAGAUUCCACCGGGUCCGUCUGCGUCGCGUUGCGGCUGCGCCGCGGCCUU
Molecule: messenger RNA, 3212 nt
Organism: Gymnodraco acuticeps
Lineage: Eukaryota; Metazoa; Chordata; Actinopteri; Perciformes; Bathydraconidae
Gene: slc25a23b
Product: solute carrier family 25 member 23b
Exons: 10
Coding region: 437-1906 (489 amino acids)
Biological process (GO): transmembrane transport
Molecular function (GO): calcium ion binding; ATP transmembrane transporter activity
Source: RefSeq, a predicted model, not a curated record